UUAAUCAAGCUCCCCUUUUGUGCUUCCAACUCCGCCUUCUCAGCCUACAGACUAAUGCUUUUCCCCCCCUCUGCUGCUUUCCACUUUUCCCAUGAUUUAGAACAAAUAUUUGCCUUGGUAACUAUUUUCCCUGGUUACUCUCUUGGCUGAUUUUCUGCACAAAGAACCGAAAGGCAUGUAUCCCCAAGGGAAGCAGUUAUUUUAGAUUUUGCAAAGAAGUCAGUUAACAAUUUUCAACAAUCCCUUCUUUGUUUUAAAGAAAGCUCUGGUUUUGUUUCAUUUUCAUCUGGAGACUUAAAUGACACCAAGCAAAGCCUACUUAGUUUAGAUUUCCAGGAAUCAAAUAGUGAAAAAGCAAGCAUGAAGUUUUCAAGCUUGUAUUGUUUUCUUCUGCUUCUCGUUAUUCAAACUGACUUUGGACAAAAUGAAGAAACUUCUAGGAAGGAAAGAAGGAAGAUGUAUUAUAGAAGACAGAGAAAAAGUUCCUCGCCCAUCCACAGAUCCAGUAGACAGCUUGGAAUUCAGCAAAUGAGGAUAGUUACACCAGCAGCAACACUUCCCAUGGUUAACUUGGAUUAUAGUACGGAGGAAAAGUUUGAAUCCUUUUUAAGAUUUCCCGGAGUAGAAGCAAGCUAUAAUGUGUUACCAGGAAAGAAAGGACACUGUUUGGCAAAUGGGAUGAUCAUGUAUAACAAAGCUGUAUGGUCUCCUGAGCCCUGCACUACCUGCCUCUGCUCGAAUGGAAGAGUCCUUUGUGAUGAGACCAAGUGCCACCCUCAGAUGUGCCCCCAAACAGUUACACCUGAAGGAGAAUGCUGCCCCGUCUGCUCUGAUACUGUAGCCUCCUAUUUGCUACUCAGUAGUAUAGCAUUAAAUGACAGAACUGAAUUUUCUGGUGAUUCUUCAGAACAAAGAGAACCUACCAGUUUACUUCAUAAGCAACAGCCGUCUCCUUGGGUGGAAAUGCAUCAAGCACUGAGAAAAGAGGAACUUCAAUUUGAGGAGGAAGAAGAAAUUAAACAAGAUGAAGAUAGGGAGCAAAAGGAAAAGAUCCCUAGACCUGGAGAUUGGGGGAGACCUCCCAAUGAGCGACAGAGCAGAGAAGGGGGAGAGCAGAGACCUGGAGAGAAGGGGAGGCAGGCCCAUCAACACAGAAACCCAGCAAGGGAGAAUGAGAAUGAGGAUGAGGACGAGGAUGAGGACGAGGAUGACGAUGACGCCGUCAGAGGAGAUAUGUUCAGGAUGCCCUCUCAACUCCCAAUCCCAGCUACCCCCAGGGGCAUACCACCUCUGCCAAGCAGGUGCUCUCUGUCAUACAAAACCAUCUCCUGUAUCAGCGCUGACCUCACACAAAUACCACCGCUAACAGCACCAGAGAUAACAAGUCUGGAGCUCAUAGGCAAUUCUAUCACCUCCAUUCCGGACGAAGCAUUUAAUGGAUUACCGAAUUUGGAAAGGCUUGAUCUGAGCAGAAAUAAUAUCACCUCUUCAGGCAUAGGUCCAAAAGCAUUCAAGCUUCUAAAGAAGUUAAUGCGCCUGAAUAUGGAUGGAAACAAUUUGGUAGCGAUUCCUUCAGAACUACCGUCUACAUUAGAAGAACUUAAAAUCAAUGAGAACAAUCUUCAGGUUAUUGAUGAAGAAAGUUUAUCAGACUUAAAUCAAUUGGCCACCUUAGAAUUGGAAGGAAACAGUCUCAGUGAAACUAAUGUCAAUUCUUUAGCUUUCAAACCUUUGAAGAGCCUAUCCUACCUGCGUCUGGGAAGAAAUAAAUUUAGAAUUAUACCACAGGGUCUUCCUGCUUCUAUUGAGGAAUUAUACCUAGAAAAUAACCAAAUUGAAGAAAUAACUGAAAUUUCUUUUAAUCAUACCAGAAAGAUCAAUGUCAUUGUACUACGUUAUAAUAAAAUUGAAGAAAAUAGAAUUGCUUCUUUAGCCUGGAUAAAUCAAGAAAAUCUAGAAUCAAUUGACCUCUCCUACAACAAGCUCUACCACGUCCCCUCCUAUCUACCCAAGUCGCUGCUGCACCUUGUGCUCAUCGGCAACCAGAUAGAGCGCAUCCCUGGCUUUGUGUUUGGUCACAUGGAACCAGGCCUGGAAUACCUGUACCUGUCAUUUAAUAAACUUGUGGAUGAUGGCAUAGACCAAGUUUCCUUCUAUGGGGCUUAUCAUUCUCUGCGAGAGCUGUUUCUGGAUCAUAAUGAAUUAAAAUCUAUACCACCUGGGGUACCAGAAAUGAAAGCACUACAUUUUCUGAGAUUGAACAACAACAAGAUACGGAAUAUUCUUCCAGAACAAAUUUGCAAUUCUGAAGAAGAUGGUGAUUCAACCCUGGAACAUCUUCAUCUUGAAAACAACUAUAUUAAAACAAGAGAAAUAUCACCCUACGCAUUUUCAUGCAUAAGAUCAUAUUCAAGUGUCGUUCUUAAACCACAAAAUAUCAAGUAAUUCCACGUUUUUCUUUGUCAUUUGUAAAUUAUACUCACAUAUCUGUUUCAGUAGCAUCUUUCAUCAAUAAGAGAGAUAUAAUGUCAUGUUAUACUUAGUAUCAUUAUGCUAGCCAACCUGAUUCGCCAAUGCACAUAAGAACAACCAAAGACAUAUCUACAAGGUUUAGUCUUCUAGCAGUUUUAGUGAAGGUUUCAGUUUUACACUCUAGAAAGAGGCCAUCUCAUUGCACAGUUUUCUCAUGAGAAUAGGAUGUUGUGUGCUACUGAACUAGACUGGAAGAAUCUGGAACAAAAUAAGCAUGUCCUUUACAACAGAUCUUAGUAUUGCUAUUAGCUAAGAACUCCCUAAGUCCUUUUAAAAAUUAUGUAUAUUAUGGUUCAAGACCAAGAAGUUGAUAACAGGAAAAAAUAAUAGGUAGAAUUUAUGAACUAGUGUUCUGUUUAUUAUCCUACUGUUAAAGCAAUAAUUUAUUAAUUUUCUAUAAGACCCUAUGAUACAAUUACUGGUAUAAAUAAACUUAAUUAUUGUCUUAGCUUUAGUUCCUUUUAUUAAUUAUAUGUGUGGAAUUGAAACACUACUAUAAAGUUAAUUUCCUGGUUUUGAGAAUUGUACUAUGGCUAAGUAUGUGGUUAUUAACAUUAGGGGAAGCUGGGAGAAGUGUAUAUGUGAAUUCUAUAUGAUUUUUGUAAUUUUUCUGUAAGUCUAAAAUUUCUCUGUAAGUCUAAAAAGUUUAACAGUAUUUUAAGAUCACCCUCAUUAUUCUUUGCUCAAGAUCAAAAGAUUUUAUGGGAAGCAGUGGAGUUUGCUUAAAAUAUAUGUUAAUUUUCCUUGACUAAACCUUGUAAAUGUAAACCUAAUGCAUAAAUUUAAAAAAAUUUUUGCUCCUCUGGUCAUUGUUAGUACCUCUUUUCUUUGCCCUAAUUUGCUCAAAUGUAUCCUUUUACUCAGUUCAAUUUAACAUAAAGCUAUUAGUAUUCACUAUGUACUAGACCCUAACAAAACCAUAUAAUAUAUUAAAAUUUUCAUUAUAUAA
Aethalodelphis obliquidens (Pacific white-sided dolphin) is the source of this 3481-nucleotide messenger RNA. It is a transcript of the gene ECM2, whose product is annotated as extracellular matrix protein 2. The coding region runs from base 361 to 2445 and encodes 694 amino acids. The record is from RefSeq and is a predicted model, not a curated record. Gene Ontology annotation, cellular component: extracellular matrix. The transcript has 10 exons. Gene Ontology annotation, biological process: extracellular matrix organization; positive regulation of cell-substrate adhesion. Lineage: Eukaryota; Metazoa; Chordata; Mammalia; Artiodactyla; Delphinidae. Gene Ontology annotation, molecular function: heparin binding; protein binding; collagen V binding.